AGCCAUUUUUCAGUUUCGUUCAGAUGCCAAAUAAUGUCGUUAAACGUCCUGGAGUCGGGGUCGGGGUGCUGGUAACGGACUCUGCUCACCCAGGCUGUGUACUCUUGGGCAAACGGAAGAGUGCGGUGGGAAAAGGGACAUACCAGCUCCCAGGAGGUCACCUGGAGUUCGGGGAGACUUGGGAGGAAUGUGCCCACAGAGAGGUGCUGGAAGAAGCUGGGGUGGGUUUGGUGAACACCCACUUUGCAUCAGUAGUUAACGCCAUCAAGCUGGAGGAACAGUACCAUUAUGUUACCAUAUUCAUGCAAGGAGAGUUGGACAGGCAGUCAGGAGAGCCACAAAACCUGGAACCAGACAAAAAUGAAGGCUGGACGUGGACACGCUGGGAUGAUUUUCCUCCAGAGCAGCAGCUCUUCAUGCCACUGGCCCGCUUGAGGCAACAAGGCUUUCAACCAUUCAGGAACAAAGACAGUUGACCCUGAAACUUCCAGUUAUAUUAUGAAAAACUGUUAAUCCACAAGGAUAAUACAGGAACACUGUUUAAAAACUGC
Molecule: messenger RNA, 551 nt
Organism: Maylandia zebra (zebra mbuna)
Lineage: Eukaryota; Metazoa; Chordata; Actinopteri; Cichliformes; Cichlidae
Gene: nudt15
Product: nudix (nucleoside diphosphate linked moiety X)-type motif 15
Biological process (GO): dGTP catabolic process
Cellular component (GO): cytosol
Molecular function (GO): 8-oxo-7,8-dihydrodeoxyguanosine triphosphate pyrophosphatase activity
Source: RefSeq, a predicted model, not a curated record